GCCAAGUAAAAACGUUUUAGGAGACCGCAUUAGAAAUCCACCAAGGCUGUACGUAGGCUGUACAAACACAAAAACCAAGUGCAUUGCUAAGAGUGAUUCGCACUGUAGUUGCAUGAGUGGGAGCCCUUGGGUGUCAGACUGUGGACAGGCGUGGCAGUGGGCUGGUCCAGGCGCACUGAGCGAUGAAAAACAUCAGGGUCCAUUGACUUGGUAUCAGCUGAGGCCCUGAAAUAGUCUGACAAAGGAACGCUGGCGUCGCAAGCCACUACUGACAGAUUUAUUGUAAUUAACCACAUCCUCCUAUUCUGAGGACGGCUUUGGGCCGUGGGUGUGCCGCACCCACACGGAAGACACGGUCCUGAGGAUGCGCUGAGUUCUCCCCACCCACCCACGGUUGUACACCCACUGCAAAACAGUAGAAGAUGAGCAAGUCCCCCACCCCCAAAGGCACCCCGGUGCAGCGCAGCCCCAGUGAUGGGGUCCCUGAAGGCCUCCAGUCUCCUCAGCAUUCCACACCUGGAUCUGGACCCCAGCAUAAGAAGCGCAUCUCCAGCCUCCUUCAGAGUCCGUCAUUCAGGGAGGAGCUGGAUGUGCUGAUCCAGGAACAGAUGAAGAAGGGUGGCAGCUCAUCCAACCUAUGGGCACUGAGACAGCUGGCUGAUUUCAUGGCCUCACAUGGCUCUCCGGCCGCCCUGCCUGUCUCCCCUUCUAACAUGAUGAUGGUGUCACCCAUCAAUGACCUGCAUGGCUGGGAGCCUGGCAGCAUGGUGAAGGGCGAGAGGUUGAUGCGCUGCAAGCUGGCCAGCGUCCACCGCCUGUUCGACCUCUUCGGCUGGGCCCAGAUCAGCCACACCCGUCUCACUCUGCGUGUUAGUAAAGAACAGGAACACUUCUUGGUGCUUCCAGACGGCCUGGCCUUCAGUGAGGUGACUGGAUCCAGUCUGGUAAAGGUGAAUAUCCUGGGCGAGGUGGUGGAGAAGGGCAGCACCAACCUGGGCGUGGACACAGAGAAGUUCAGCCUGCACUCGGCCAUCUACUCUGCCCGGCCAGAUGUCCGCUGUCUGCUUCACCUCCACACACCGGCCACGGCUGCGGUUUCAGCUAUGAAGUGCGGCCUCCUGCCUCUGUCCCACGAGGCUCUGCUGGUUGGUGAUGUGGCUUAUUACGACUACAAUGGAGUCAUGGAGGAGGAGGAGGACAGAGUGGAGCUCCAGAAGAACCUGGGGCCAACCUGUAAGGUUCUGGUGCUGAGGAAUCAUGGCAUUGUGGCUCUGGGGGAGUCUGUGGAGGAGGCCUUCUACACCAUCUACCACAUCCAGGCUGCCUGCCAGAUCCAGGUGUCAGCUUUGUGCUGUGCCGGUGGUGAACAGAACCUGAUUCUGCUGGACCGGACCAUCCAUAAACCCAACGUAGCCGGCACCGUGGGCUGGGCUGGCUCCACCUUUGGACCCCUGCACAAGAGCCGCAUCGGGGAGCAUGAGUUUGAAGCCCUCAUGAGAACUCUGGAUAACUUGGGCUACCGUACAGGCUACGCCUACCGCUUCCCUGUGCUGCUGGAGCGAUCGCGGACACGGAGAGAGGUGGAGGUGCCCGCAACCGCCACAGCUUUCCACCAGUUUGAUGACGACGGAGUCCACCCGGCUCUGAGGCAGCACCCCUUUGCCCAGCGCCAGCAGCAGGAGAGGACCCGAUGGCUCAACACCCCCAACACCUACCAAAAAGUCAGCCAGGAUCAAGCCAGCCCAGGACACCAGCGCAGCACUUGGUUGAAGACUGAAGAGGUGACACAAGCUGGCAGCACAUCCAUCAAGAUAGAGAACCCAAACCUGUUUGUGCCUCUUUUCACCAACCCUCAAGAGGUGAUCGAGACACGAAACAAGAUCCGACAGCAGAAUCGCCAGGACAUGAAGACAGCAGGACCACAGUCUCAGGUCCUCGCCAGCGUUAUAACAGUUGACAGUCCUCCGUCUCCAGUCAGCCCACCUCAAGUCCCACCAGAGCCAGAACCUCCCAACCCCUUCAACCAGCUGACAGACCAGGAGCUGGAGGAGUACCGCAAGGAGGUGCAGAGGAAACAGGAUGGAGGAACCAAUGGGGAGGAGGUGGCACAUGACAAGGAGUCUCCCCCCGCUACCUCUCCCACAAAGGGCCCUGCGCCCAGCCACCCUCCUCUCUCAGAAGAGGCAAAGACCGACUCUCCAGCCAUACAGAACGGAGGUGAGGAGGAGAAGCAGACGACAGAGGAACUGGAGAAAGGGAUGAAGGCUCUCUCAACCAACGACACCUCCUCCACACCUGCUGCUCCGCCCGCCAAACUACAAGGUGGCACCCCAGAGGGCUCACCCUCCAAGUCCCCGUCCAAGAAGAAGAAGAAGUUCAAGCCCCCGUCGUUCCUGAAAAAGAGCAAGAAGCAGAAGGAGAAAGCAGAAACCUGAGGCGUUCAGACACACCAGACCUCGGUGAAAUACUACUGUGAAACAUUUCUUAGUGUAUGACGGAGUAGCAGAUGAGUUAACCACAUCAGAUCUAUUCAAACAGUCAGUUAAGAUGUCAUUGACAGACAUGGUGUACUAAAUUGACUCUCAAAUGCUUUACUGUAACACUAGUACGCACUGAUUUGAUCUAUGUGGUGAUUCAUCUUAACGGGUUAAAAAAACACUGAUAAUUAUUUUCACAUACUAUUUGACCCAGGUCGGAUACAAACCAACAUUUUCACGCACUACUUCUUGUAGUGCACACACACACACACACACACACACACACACACACACACACA
This is a messenger RNA of Siniperca chuatsi (mandarin fish), 2776 nucleotides long. RefSeq names its product adducin 2 (beta) (gene add2). NCBI's taxonomy places the organism in Eukaryota, Metazoa, Chordata, Actinopteri, Centrarchiformes, Sinipercidae. Gene Ontology annotation, cellular component: plasma membrane; postsynaptic density; cytoskeleton. The transcript is spliced from 15 exons. The coding region runs from base 423 to 2435 and encodes 670 amino acids. The record is from RefSeq and is a predicted model, not a curated record. Gene Ontology annotation, molecular function: actin filament binding. Gene Ontology annotation, biological process: barbed-end actin filament capping.